Molecule: messenger RNA, 1553 nt
Organism: Emys orbicularis (European pond turtle)
Lineage: Eukaryota; Metazoa; Chordata; Testudines; Emydidae
Gene: RAP1A
Product: RAP1A, member of RAS oncogene family
Exons: 11
Coding region: 262-816 (184 amino acids)
Biological process (GO): Rap protein signal transduction; cellular response to cAMP; negative regulation of synaptic vesicle exocytosis
Cellular component (GO): plasma membrane
Molecular function (GO): GTPase activity; GTP binding; GDP binding
Source: RefSeq, a predicted model, not a curated record
AGGAGAGCGCAAGCGGCGGGCGGAAGGAGGCGGCCCGGCGGGCACCGGCGGCGGUCAUAUAUUGGAAUGAACUGCAAACAGUAAACAAACACCACAGUAUUUUCUUCAAAGCGGGACACACGGGGACAAGGGGAAUAUUGGUGUUCCAUCAAACUAAGAUCCUCAACAGUGAAGGAGCUUGGAAAAAACCUCCAGUAGGGCUGUUAACACUGAUGAGAGAUCUUGUAUGCCAAGAUUGCCUGUAUUUGAACAGACCACAUCAUGCGUGAGUACAAGCUAGUGGUCCUGGGUUCAGGAGGCGUUGGGAAGUCUGCUUUGACUGUACAAUUUGUUCAGGGAAUUUUUGUUGAAAAAUAUGACCCCACAAUAGAAGAUUCAUACAGAAAGCAAGUGGAAGUAGACUGCCAACAGUGUAUGCUUGAAAUCCUCGAUACAGCAGGGACAGAGCAAUUUACAGCAAUGAGGGAUCUCUAUAUGAAGAACGGUCAAGGGUUUGCACUAGUAUAUUCUAUUACAGCACAGUCCACAUUUAAUGACUUACAGGACCUGAGGGAACAGAUUUUACGGGUUAAGGACACUGAAGAUGUUCCAAUGAUUCUGGUUGGCAAUAAAUGUGACCUGGAAGAUGAACGCGUAGUUGGCAAAGAACAGGGUCAGAACUUAGCAAGACAGUGGUGUAACUGUGCCUUUCUAGAAUCGUCUGCAAAGUCUAAAAUCAAUGUUAAUGAGAUCUUUUAUGACCUGGUCAGACAAAUAAACAGAAAAACACCAGUGGAAAAGAAGAAGCCUAAAAAGAAGUCAUGUCUGCUGCUUUAGACCCGCAUCAUGCAGCAGCUCUGAGCCAGAUUGCAGGAAUGAAGAACUGUUGCCCAAUUGGAAAGUGCCAGCAUUCCAGAUGUCAAAAAAUGACAAAGUAACAACAUAUCUGAAGAGGCUUCUCCUGUUUUUAUAUAUUAUGUGAAGAAUUUAGAUCUUAUAAUGGUUUGCACAAGGUCCCUGGAAAAAGAAAUUGCUCUCUGUAUAUCUCUUGGAAAUUAAGACAAUAGUAUUUCUCCUUUGCAAUAGCGGUUAACAGAUGUGAAAAUAAAUAUAAUUGACUCUAGUGUAUAAUUAUACAAAAGAGCAUGGAUGCAUUUCAAAUGUUAGAUAUUGCUACCAUAAUUAAAAUAAUUUCAUAUUGACCUUUUUAUCAUCAUUCUUCCCCAUCAAGCACUAAAAAUGUUCGACUAUUAUACUUUAUAUCUAUAAUUAUAUAGAUAUAUACUAUAUGAAUUUUCCCUUUGAGCUCACUGCAGCAAGUAACUUUUUGAGUCAUUGACUUCAUUUUAUAUUUAAAAGUUAUGGAAUAUCAUUAUUUUCAUUCUGCCAUUAUAUUCUAAUUAAAAAUGUUUGUGCAUAAUGCUUUGGAAAAAUGGGUCUUUUAUAGGAAAAAACUGGGAUAACUGAUUUCUAUGGCUUUCAAAGCAAAAAUAUAUAAUAUACUAAACCAACUCUAAUAUUGCUUUUGUGUUUUACUGUCACAGAUUAAAUUACAGCUUUUAUGAAUGAUUAAA